AUCAAAUAAUGGGUAGCAAUAAGGAACCGAAAAUCGACUAUUUGGACAUUUUAAAAGAACAAUUUAACGCUCUACAGUCUGAACAUCUGGAACUCCGUCGAAAAUACGAGCUCGAGUGCUCUUCAUCAACUCCCGACUCUUUUCCUUCCCGCCUCCUGUCUCUGACGUCAUCACUCUUGGAAAAGCCACGCUUCAGUGACGUCACAUUCAAAUUCGCUGGAAAUUCCCUGAAAUCGGUUCCCGCUCACAAAUAUGUGCUCGCCGCCCGCACAGAUUUCUGGAAAUUCGAGAAUGGUGGUGAUGAAAAAUCUGAAAUUCAAAUUUCUGAUGACGUGGAUUUCGAGGCAUUCCACGUGGCGAUACGGUGGAUUUACACCGACGAAAUUGAUCUGAAAAUGGAGGACGAGAAGCUGCUAAAAGUGUGUGAAACUGCCACAAGUUUCCGAUUAGAGCAGCUUAAAAAUGUAUGUGUUCAACAACUGGGCGCCCGUCUCCACGUGGAUAAUUGCAUCAAAAUCUAUGAAUUCGCUGAAAAACAGUCUCUCCGUCAACUUUCCACAGUCGCCGGCUCGAUGAUUGCGGGGGCGUGGCCGAAACUUGGCCCCGCCCACUUUGCACAAAUGACCGCCGCAUUGUUGUAUCGAUUGAUUGAUGGAAAUACCAAAAACGUGCUUCACUCGAUUGUGUCUAUUGGUCGGGAAGAUGUACUUUUCCUGUAUUUUAUGCAAAAUUCUGCGAAAAUUCCAAAAAUCCUGAACGAUUUGGACCCGCAAGGAGCCAGUGCACUUGAAAUUGCACUUUGCUCGGAGCACGAAAAAUCCCGUCAAAUCGCCGCCCAACUCGUCGAAAAAGGCGCCGAUGUGAAUGUGAAGGAUGCAGAAAGAGGAGAAACAAUUCUGAUGAGGAUGUGCAGAAAAGAGAACCUUUCGGCAAUGGAUUUCCUGCUCGGCAACGGAGCCGAUGGCCGAGAUUCGCAAUCGCCCGGAGACUACAAUGUAGUCCACGUGGCAUCUCGCAUCCCGUCGCCGGCACUGGCCACGUGGAUUUCAGAGAACAAGGAGAAGCUGGAUUUGGACAAGGUUGACGCGGAAGAGAGAACUCCGCUAAUCUGUGCAGUAAUGGCGAAUAAUCAUAUAAUGUGUGAAACCCUCAUCCGUAGUGGUGUCAACUGUGACGUCACAACAUCAGAAGGUCACACAGCACUUUCCACGUGUCUUUUGAUGUCCGAUGCACCGAAUCGACGAAUCGCCGAGCUUCUGAUGCUCAACGGAGCCGGCGUGAAUUUUGCGAUUUGUGACUCGAAAACUCCGUUUUUCAAUGAAAUUGUCUCGCGGAAAGAUGUCGCUUCAGUCGAGGCACUGCUCGCCGCCAAUGUGGAUUGCCACGUGGCAGACGGGCGGGGCCAGACGGCAUGCCACGUGGCAGCUGAAGCCGGAGCUCCAGAGAUUUUGAGCAAAAUUGUGGAGGCACGACGUGGGCUGAAAUGGCCUAGAGAUGCGGAUGAUCGGACAGCGUUGGAUAUUGCUGUGGAGAAGAGAGAUCUGAAAUCAGCGAGGAUCUGUAUAAAGGGCGGCGCCGAUGUAAAUGCCCGUGACGCCAAUGGACAAACUUUGCUCGUCAAGGCGAUUCUGGCAAAUGACGAUGAAAUGGGUGUUUUCUUGAUCGAGCACGAUGCCAAGGCCAAGAACGAUGAACGAAUUUCAUCGAAAACCUACGUGGAAGCCGCUUGCGAACGUGGGCUCCUCAACACAGUUCGCUCAUUUAUUUCGAACGGCUGUAAACUGAAUUCCCGAUGCUCCACGGGCUACUCGUUGCUCCAUUCGGCUCUUUCUCAUCAGAAGCUCGAUGUCGCCUCGCUGCUUGUGAAUUUCGGAUGUGACGUGGAAUCUAGGGUGGCUCUGGGAGCCGGUGGAGAAGUGUUGGACGAUGGGGAUGAGUCCUGGAUCACAAAACAGACACUUUUGCACCGACUUAUCGACGACGGCGACCAACAAUCCGCAGUUUUCCUUAUCGAAUCCGGAGCCGACGUGAAUGCCCGUAAAGAGUACCGUAACCCGACGGACGAUGAUCAGUUUACACCGGCUCAUAUGGCCGUGUCAUGGGCUCAAAAUGAUGUGCUCCGCGCGCUGCGAGACCACUCGGCCAACCUCUGUGACGUGGACUCGGAUGGCCGAACACCGGCACAUAUUGGAGUACGAGAGCAGAAUGUCGACGGGGUUAAGAUCUUACUCGACGCGGAAAACGUUGAAUUCAUACCGAUUCGCGAUAAGUUCGGACAAACGAUUCUCUCGCAGGCGAUGGCAAUGAAGGAUCAUCAGAUCGCAUCGCUCAUCGUGGCACGCCAACCACACGCCGCUGUUCAAACAAAUGGAAACGGAGAGAACCUUCUACAUCAAGCAAUUCGUCAGAAUGACAUUGAAAGUGUACUUUUCCUACUGGCAGUGGCGAAAGCCGAUCCGUGCCGCCCGAUUACAGAUGGUUCACUGAAAACGCCGCUUCAUCUGGCUGCAAUUGCAAAAGACGAGAUGAUUCUUCGAAAUUUGAUUUUGGUGAAUGAUGACGUCAACGUGACGUCAGCCGAUGGAACAACACCGCUUUUGGAGGCUUUAAAGGCGCGUAACGACAAGCAUGCGGCGAUUUUAAUGGAGAACGGUGCGGAGCCAAAUGUCAAGGAUGAGUACGGGGAAAAUGCUAUGCUCUGCGCUGUCCGAAGUGGCUCCCUAGACUGCAUCCGAGCAGUUGCAGACAGUUCCAGAACAAAUCGAUACGCGAGGAAUAAAAUCGGCUACACGUCACUCCACAUCUGCGCUCUACUGACAAUCGACAAGCUGCCAAAACGAACGUCGAGCAGUGACGUCAUCGAGCUGGUGCUCAUCUAUGCGGAAGAGGAGGCCCAGGCACAGAAUGAGAAACAGUUUGCGGGAUUUAUUGAUGCACGGGAUGCGGAUGGGAAUACGGCUCUGAUGAUUGCCUAUUCACAGGGGAAUGCUGGCGUUUGCAGAUCCCUUCUGAAACGCCGAGCAUGCAUGGGACAACGGAAUAAUGGAGAUGUGAAUGUAUUCACUUAUGAAACUGCCACAAAGCAGCUGCUCUUGGGAUUACUCGAAUCCCUGGAAGCCGAACCCCGCUGGUCGGACGGUGACACUUGCGACUGCGGCGCCCGUUUCUCGCUGACGUCACGAAAACAUCACUGUCGCCAUUGUGGUCGCCACGUGUGCUCCAAGUGCUCGGAGACGACGAUGCCCAUCGCGAAAUACGGAGAAGAGAAGCGGGUUCGAGUGUGUGAUGUGUGUGCACACGUGAUUUCGACCGGCACCGCGCCCCGGCGAUAGGAUUUUUAUCAAUUUUUUUCAUAUUUUCGAAAAUUGCAUGUCUGUACAAAACUCACCGGUUAUUUAUUUUUAUUUAUUUUCCUAUGCCUAUUGUGUAUGUGCCUUAUUUAUAUUUUGUUGAAAUUAAUUUCGAAAUUGCCCCCCGAGAAAUAUAUAAAUUAUUAUUAUUUUAAAAU
Molecule: messenger RNA, 3508 nt
Organism: Caenorhabditis elegans
Lineage: Eukaryota; Metazoa; Nematoda; Chromadorea; Rhabditida; Rhabditidae
Gene: F22G12.4
Product: ANK_REP_REGION domain-containing protein
Exons: 16
Coding region: 9-3332 (1107 amino acids)
Molecular function (GO): metal ion binding
Source: RefSeq, marked reviewed